This is a messenger RNA of Oryza sativa Japonica Group (Japanese rice), 1130 nucleotides long. Its product is annotated as proteasome subunit beta type-6. The record is from RefSeq and is a predicted model, not a curated record. Lineage: Eukaryota; Viridiplantae; Streptophyta; Magnoliopsida; Poales; Poaceae. Gene Ontology annotation, cellular component: proteasome core complex. Gene Ontology annotation, molecular function: threonine-type endopeptidase activity.
ACCAGAGCCCAAAACCGUAACAUACACAGCUCUCUCGCCGUCUGGUCUCUUCUCGCUCGCGCGACUGAAAGGAGCGCCUCGACUCGCAUCUCGCCGCCGCGCAGCUAAGCUAGGGUUUUCCGCCACCGCCGAUCUCGCCCCCGCCCCCGGCCAGCCAUGGACGCCUCUCUCAUGGGCGCCCCCUCCGCCGCAGCGGGAGACAAUCCCACCUCCGGGGAGCACCGGAUGGGGACCACCAUCGUCGGCGUCUGCUACGACGGCGGCGUCGUCCUCGCCGCCGAUUCCAGAACCAGCACCGGAAUGUAUGUGGCAAACCGUGCGUCGGACAAGAUUACUCAGCUAACUGACAAUGUGUACAUCUGCCGCUCUGGAUCUGCUGCUGAUACACAAGUAAUUUCCGAUUAUGUACGCUAUUUUCUCCACCAACACACAAUUCAGCUUGGGCAGCCAGCUACCGUGAAAGUUGCAGCCAACUUAAUUAGGUUGUUGGCUUAUCAGAACAAGAACAUGUUGCAAGCUGGCAUGAUUGUUGGUGGAUGGGAUAAAUAUGAGGGAGGCCAAAUUUUCUCAGUCCCCCUUGGUGGAACAAUUCUGAGGCAACCAUUUGCAAUCGGAGGUUCAGGCUCUAGUUACCUCUAUGGAUUGCUUGACCACGAAUGGAAGGAGGGCAUGUCCCAGGAAGAAGCUGAGAAGUUUGUGGUUAAGGUAGUUUCCCUUGCUAUAGCCCGUGAUGGUGCUAGUGGAGGGGUUGUUCGUACCGUCACUAUAAACGCAGAUGGUGUUUCGAGGAAAUUUCACCCUGGAGACAAACUACAACUGUGGCAUGAAGAGCUGGAGCCCCAGAACUCGUUGCUGGACAUACUUGCAGCUGGGAACCCUGAUCCGAUGGUCCAAUGAAUCUGCCCUCCAGCCAUACACCUCCCUUAAGCAACUUUCUUCUGUAUCUGACUUUCACUAGAUUUACUGAAGAACUGGACUGCAGAAUUAUGUUCAGCUGUGCGCAAUUAUCUAGUGCAAGAUGCUUCUUGUGCUGUAUGUAAUUUCUUUUCGUUAAGGAAGUUCAAAAAUAUCAUUUAGACUUUGAUUUGCCUCCUUUUGUGGUUUUGAUGCAUAUGGCUUGCCCCCUCGUA